Bombina bombina (fire-bellied toad) is the source of this 2303-nucleotide messenger RNA. RefSeq names its product protein phosphatase 1 regulatory subunit 12B (gene PPP1R12B). Bases 476 to 1033 code for a protein of 185 amino acids. Gene Ontology annotation, cellular component: A band; Z disc; cytoplasm. Gene Ontology annotation, molecular function: protein kinase binding; phosphatase regulator activity; enzyme inhibitor activity. The record is from RefSeq and is a predicted model, not a curated record. The transcript has 7 exons. NCBI's taxonomy places the organism in Eukaryota, Metazoa, Chordata, Amphibia, Anura, Bombinatoridae.
GCGCGAUCCUCUGUAAUAUAACGUGAGGGAAAGAGUUAGCUCCGUUAUAAUACUACAAACCCUCCCGGAAGUACAUCAGAAUUUACACAGAUUCUCUCAGUUCCACCCACCUAAUACCAUAACAGGCGUCCAUAGCCCUAUAUGUCCCUUUAUUUAUUUAUUUCUCCUUGUAUCCAUCUCGUCUCCAGUAAAAUGUGCAGCAUCCCAACGCCCCCUUCCGCUGUGCCGAUUUCAAGCUCACGGACCGUUCCGAACCCCUGUGAACUUUUCACAGUAUUCAUUGAGAAGAUUGAAUCGAGUCACCUCAGCAGCCUUUGUAUCUAGCAGCCAGCUACAAUACAGUGACUACCCGCGGAUGGGUACACGCGCACAGGUGUGCUGCGCUUAUUCUAAAGAUUCUCAGUUCCAAUCACAGAAGUGAGGUGAAUACGCGACUGAGACAAGAUACAUUUACAUUGGAUUAUAAGGAACCAAGAUGUCAUCGCUGUUUAGUCGUUCAAAGGAUUAUACGAGGGCACGAAAAUCACAGUCUGACUCUCCUCCCUCUUCCCCUUCACCGGCAGCAAAAACACGUCAUGAAAGAUUGGCCAGGUUGGAUUCAGGAAGCUCCAGCCUCAGUUCCACAGAUUCUGUCAGUGACCGAGCUGCUGCUAGGGUUAGUGCCUACACCCGCAGAGAAAACCGACUGGCGUCACUCGGGAGCAAGACAGAGGAGGAAUCAGAGAAAGACUUUAAAAAGCUUUAUGAGAGUGCGUUCAGUGAAAACGAGAAGCUCAAGACAAAUUUACGAGAAGCUCAGCUGGAGCUGUCAGAUAUUAAAUCAAAGCUAGAGAGAGUUGUGAAGCGACAGGACCACUCAUCAAGUCAAACUGGAUUGCUGGAGUCAGAGAAAAGGGAAAAACGAAACUUGGAGCGCAGAAUGUCUGAGAUGGAAGAUGAGCUCAAGGUUCUUACUGACCUGAAGUCUAAUAACCAACGUCUAAAGGAUGAAAAUUGUGCUUUGAUUAGAGUGAUCAGCAAACUCUCCAAGUGAGCCCUGUGAGUGGCUAAUGAUGUGCAAAAGCCACAAACUGUGCAUACUCACUGUGUAUCAGCUCCCUUCUUAUUCUGCAGUCAGCAAGUGGCAUGGAACUGCAAUGGGAUUUAUCUGCUUCAAAUUAAGAGGGAAUUGUUAGUUAAAUGAAAGCAGAACACCUCAUGUAUACACACUGUUUCAACUGUUUACUGUCUUUGGGCUGGGAUAUAUAUACUGUGUGUAUAUAUAUAUAUAUAUAUAUAUAUAUAUACGCAUAUAUACACAUAUAUAUAUAUACACACACACAUACAUACAUAUUGUAUAUAUAUAUAUAUAUAUAUACACACACUGCAUAUUUUCUGAUAUGCAAGAACAGAGGCAAGCUAAACUAAUUGUAAUUUAGUCCAAAAUAUUGUAUAUAAAAAUUAUUUUAUAUUCAGUUUUUUACUGGUAUACACUUACCCACUAACAUACACACACACAUAUAUACUGUAUAUAUAUAUAUAUAUACAUACAUACUGUACACAUACACAUACAGCCUCAAGAACCAUUAAUACAUAUUGGCAGUGAAAAGUAUAAGCAGUAAUUUGCACAUUUUUGUGCUGGGUGAUUUACAGCUGUGUUUAGAAAGAGGCCCACGGUAUUUCAACAUAUAGCUUUGUACAGUGGGUUAUGAAAUCAUCAAUUUAGUCACACCGUAACUGUCUCUGAAUCCAUAAUGGAGCAAAGAUUUUAUUUUUUAGAAUAGCUAUCAGCAAAAAAAAAAAAUUUUUUGUUAAAAUAUUAUUUAUAUGUGAGAAAGAAUGUGUUUUCAUUAUUUUACUUUUAAACUGUAGAGCUGCAUAUUUUUGUUGCAUGAAAUGCAGCGUGCACACACUUACAUAUGUUUGAAAUUAUUGAAUUUUGCCACAAACAUUGAAUGCACUUUUGAAACAAAAAUAAAAAAAAUAGUCUGGAUUUGAGAGCAGUAUAAAACAUAAAAUAAAAAUAAUAGUAUACUUAGGUGAGAGCACUUUAAAAGAAAUGUUGGCAUUUAGAGGCAUGAACAGACAAUGAUAUAAUACGCACUAAAAAAAAUGUCCAAACGUUUGUAUGUUCCUAUUUUAUUUACUUUGUGGUACCACAACACAACUAGCAAUUCAAAGUUAUAUAAUCUUCUUGAUUUUAUUUAAACCCAGUUGUAUUCUGUGUGUAAAAUAUAUUUAUAUAAUGCUGCUACCACUUUUGAAUGCAUUUAAAUUGAAACAAUAAAAAAAAAAAAAACUACUCUUGUAAGAGGCUUUCUGAA